GUCGGGAGUUGGGAGAUCAUAUUCCGUUCCCAUGGAGGUUUCUGUUCUCCCCAUCGCUUCUGCUCACAAAGAGAAACUUAUCUCCGCUGGUUACACAACCCUCUUGUCUAUCGUCGGAGUCUCCGCCUCCCGCCUGGCCCAAGAACUAAUUAUUCCGCAUCGGGAAGCUGUGGAAAUCAUUAAAGUCACUCUGAAAUGUUGUAGAGCUGUAGGGUUGGAAGGCACGCAUGCAGUUUUGAAAGGAUCCCGGACUGCAUGGGAAAUGCUUUCGGAUGAACAAAACCUCAAGCUUAUUAGAACUGGCAGUGAAGAUUUUGAUGGCAUCCUUGGUGGUGGCAUACAUUGCGGGCAGGUUACCGAAAUGGGUGGUGUUCCAGGUAUUGGUAAAACACAAUUAGGGAUUCAGCUUGCAGUAAAUGUCCAAAUUCCAGUUUCUUAUGGCGGUCUAGGUGCUAAAGCAAUCUACAUAGACACUGAAGGAAGUUUUAUGCCUGAACGUGCUUAUCAAAUUGCUGAAGCCUGCAUAAUGGAUACUUGGGAAAAUUUAGGUUUUUCUCGAAAGGAGAUUGAAGAUUGCCAAGAAAAAAUGCAGCCUGACCAUUUCUUAGCUAACAUCCUUUACUUCCGCAUCUGCAGUUACACUGAGCAGAUAGCUGUGAUCAACUACCUUGACAAGUUCCUUGAAGAACACAAGGAUGUGAAAAUUGUUAUCAUCGACAGCAUCUCAUUUCACUUUCGCCAAGAUUUUAAAGAAAUGGUCCAAAGGACUAUUGUGCUUAACGAAAUGUCCAGGCAAUUGAUGAAACUUGCUGAAAGAUUUGCCGUGGCUGUUUUAUUACUUAAUCAUGUCACUGCAAAGCAUACAGAAGGCUCAUUCCAGUUAACGCUUGCACUUGGUGAUACUUGGUCUCAUUCCUGCACAAACAGAGUUAUCUUGUACUGGGACGGUAAUGAUCGCCAUGCCCGCAUUGAGAAAUCGCCUUACCUGCCUUCAGCUUCGGCACCAUUUUCUGUCACCGGUAAAGGUAUUCGCAAUGCCAUUACACAUUGCAAGCGUCUUCGAAUGAUGUAACUUGGAAUGAAAUGGCGAUGACACCAAGUUGUAUGGAGAGUCUGCUAUUUGUAUGGGACCGCUUGUUUACUGUUUCUUAAAGCAACUUUUUAGUAUAAAAUUAAACAGUUAUUUUAAGAAGCCGUCCCAAACGAAACCUUAUUUUUAUUGGGUCAUCUAAGUGAAUCACAUUUUUUAUCUAUAAA
Molecule: messenger RNA, 1257 nt
Organism: Dendrobium catenatum
Lineage: Eukaryota; Viridiplantae; Streptophyta; Magnoliopsida; Asparagales; Orchidaceae
Product: DNA repair protein RAD51 homolog 3
Exons: 9
Coding region: 32-1072 (346 amino acids)
Biological process (GO): reciprocal meiotic recombination; meiotic DNA recombinase assembly; DNA repair
Cellular component (GO): Rad51C-XRCC3 complex; Rad51B-Rad51C-Rad51D-XRCC2 complex; replication fork
Molecular function (GO): four-way junction DNA binding; ATP-dependent DNA damage sensor activity; ATP hydrolysis activity
Source: RefSeq, a predicted model, not a curated record